AUGGCAAAAUGGACACCAGAGACAGCCCGAGCUGGACUCACGCAGAGAGGAACCCGCUACUUGGGAGCGGCGGUUGUCCUGUGGAUGGUGGGGAGACCUUGGGGUUACAACUGCGAAGGUCUCUGGAUUGUGAUCGUGUGCUCGAUAGUCUCGUCCGGAUCAGACUACCUUAAGGUGCCGCAGAGGCUUGAACUCCUCGACCGGCCGGCAGUGACCCAGGACAUGGAGGGUUGUGGUCUUCCAAUCUUGGACAAAUUUGAAAAGAAAGGGAACUGCCUUUCGAUCAACGCUCAUAAGAUGCCCUUGAGACGAGGCUUUCGCAGAUCAGUCCCCAGAGAUCCAAUCACAUGA
Sodiomyces alkalinus F11 is the source of this 351-nucleotide messenger RNA. RefSeq lists its product as hypothetical. The transcript is spliced from 5 exons. Lineage: Eukaryota; Fungi; Ascomycota; Sordariomycetes; Glomerellales; Plectosphaerellaceae. The coding region runs from base 1 to 351 and encodes 116 amino acids. The record is from RefSeq and is a predicted model, not a curated record.